This is a messenger RNA of Choloepus didactylus (southern two-toed sloth), 4013 nucleotides long. It is a transcript of the gene PARP1, whose product is annotated as poly(ADP-ribose) polymerase 1. The record is from RefSeq and is a predicted model, not a curated record. The transcript is spliced from 23 exons. Lineage: Eukaryota; Metazoa; Chordata; Mammalia; Pilosa; Megalonychidae. Bases 124 to 3162 code for a protein of 1012 amino acids. Gene Ontology annotation, cellular component: nucleus. Gene Ontology annotation, molecular function: zinc ion binding; NAD+ poly-ADP-ribosyltransferase activity; NAD binding.
GGCUCUGGGUGCUCGGGUGCCUGCGGAGAGCGGGUGGGCGGGCGUGCGCGCGUGGCGGACGAGGCAGAGGCAGCCGGUGGUGGUAGCGUGGUCCCAAGGAGUUGCAACGGCACAAGGGGGAGGAUGGCGGAGUCUUCGGACAAGCUCUACAGGGUCGAGUACGCUAAGAGCGGGCGCGCCUCCUGCAAGAAAUGCGGCGAUAGCAUCCCCAAGGACUCUCUCCGGAUGGCCAUCAUGGUGCAGUCCCCCAUGUUCGACGGAAAGGUCCCACACUGGUACCACUUCUCCUGCUUCUGGAAGGUCGGCCACACCAUCCGGCACCCUGAUGUCGAAGUAGAUGGGUUCUCCGAGAUUCGGUGGGACGACCAGCAGAAAGUCAAGAAGACUGCAGAGGCCGGCGGAGUGACGGGCAAAGGCCAGGAUGGAAGUGGCAGCAAGACGGAGAAGACGCUGGGUGACUUUGCAGUAGAAUAUGCCAAGUCCAACAGAAGCACAUGCAAAGGAUGUAUGGAGAAGAUCGAAAAGGGCCAGAUACGCCUGUCCAAGAAGAUGCUGGAUCCAGAGAAGCCACAGCUGGGCAUGAUCGACCGCUGGUACCACCCAAACUGCUUCGUCAGCAACAGAGAGGAGCUGGGUUUCCGGCCUGAGUACAGUGCGAGCCUGCUCAAGGGCUUCAGCCUCCUCUCUCCAGAGGAUAAAGAAGCCCUGAAGAAGCAGCUCCCAGGAGUCAAGAGUGAAGGAAAGAGAAAAGGUGAUGAGGUAGAUGGAAUUGAGGAAGUGGCCAAGAAGAAAUCUAAAAAAGAAAAAGACAAGGAUAGCAAGCUUGAAAAGGCCCUCAAGGCACAGAACGACAUGAUCUGGAACAUCAAGGACGAGCUCAAGAAAGUGUGUUCAACUAAUGACCUGAAAGAGCUCCUUAUCUUCAACAAGCAGCAAGUGCCUUCCGGGGAGUCGGCGAUCUUGGACCGAGUUGCUGAUGGGAUGGCGUUUGGCGCCCUCCUUCCCUGUGAGGAAUGCUCAGGCCAGCUGGUCUUCAAGAGCGACGCCUAUUACUGUACCGGGGAUGUCACUGCCUGGACCAAGUGUAUGGUCAGGACACAGACACCCAACCGGAAGGAAUGGGUGACCCCAAAGGAAUUCCGGGAAAUCUCUUACCUUAAGAAACUGAAAGUCAAAAAGCAGGACCGUUUAUUCGCCCCAGAGACCAGCACCCCAGUGGCAGCUGCACCCCCACCCUCCACUGCCUCGGCACCCACUACUAUGAACUCUUCUGCUCCAGCAGAUAAACCGUUAUCCAACAUGAAGAUCCUGACUCUUGGGAAACUCUCUCGGAACAAGGAUGAAGUGAAGGCCACCAUUGAGAAACUCGGGGGAAAGAUGACAGGGACAGCCAACAAGGCCUCCCUGUGCAUUAGUACUAAAAAGGAGGUGGAGAAGAUGAGUAAGAAGAUGGAGGAAGUUAAAGAAGCCAACAUUCGUGUUGUGUCUGAGGAUUUCCUCCAAGACAUCUCAGCCUCCACUAAGAGCUUUCAGGAGUUGUUCUCAGCACACAUCUUGUCCCCCUGGGGGGCUGAGGUGAAGAUGGAGCCUGUUGAAGUGGUGGCCCCCAAAGGGAAGUCAGGGGGGCCCAAGAAGAGCAAGGGCCCUAUCAAGGAGGAAGGUAUCAACAAAUCUGAAAAGAGAAUGAAACUAACUCUUAAAGGAGGAGCAGCUGUCGAUCCUGAUUCUGGUCUGGAGCACUCUGCACAUGUCCUGGAGAGGGGCGGGAAGGUCUUCAGUGCCACCCUCGGCCUGGUGGACAUCGUUAAAGGAACCAACUCCUACUACAAGCUACAACUUCUGGAGGAUGACAAAGAAAGCAGGUAUUGGAUAUUCAGGUCCUGGGGCCGCGUGGGCACAGUGAUUGGUAGCAACAAACUGGAGCAGAUGCCAUCCAAGGAAGAUGCUGUUGAGCACUUUAUGAAACUAUAUGAAGAAAAAACUGGGAAUGCCUGGGACUCCAAAAAUUUCACCAAGUAUCCAAAAAAAUUCUACCCUCUUGAGAUUGACUACGGUCAGGAUGAAGAGGCAGUGAAGAAGCUGACAGUAAACCCUGGCACCAAGUCCAGACUCCCCAAGCCAGUUCAGGAUCUCAUUAAGAUGAUCUUUGAUGUGGAAAGUAUGAAGAAAGCCAUGGUGGAGUAUGAGAUUGACCUUCAGAAGAUGCCCUUGGGGAAGCUGAGCAAACGGCAGAUCCAGGCCGCGUACUCCAUCCUCAGUGAGGUCCAGCAGGCCGUUUCCCAGGGCACCAGUGACUCCCAGAUCCUGGAUCUCUCAAAUCGCUUCUACACCCUGAUCCCCCACGACUUUGGGAUGAAGAAGCCUCCACUCCUGAACAACGCAGACAGCGUGCAGGCCAAGGUAGAAAUGCUGGACAACUUGCUGGACAUCGAGGUGGCCUACAGUUUGCUCAGGGGUGGGUCUGAGGAUAGCAGCAAGGACCCCAUCGAUGUCAACUAUGAGAAGCUUAAAACUGACAUUAAGGUGGUUGACAGAGAUUCCGAAGAAGCCGAGAUCAUCAGAAAGUACGUUAAGAACACUCACGCAACCACACACAAUGCCUACGACUUGGAAGUUGUUGAUAUCUUUAGGAUAGAGCGUGAAGGGGAGACCCAGCGCUACAAGCCCUUCAAGCAGCUCCAUAACCGAAGGUUGCUGUGGCACGGGUCCAGAGCCACCAACUUUGCUGGCAUCCUGUCCCAGGGUCUCCGGAUAGCACCACCCGAAGCGCCUGUGACAGGCUAUAUGUUUGGUAAAGGAAUCUAUUUUGCCGACAUGGUCUCCAAGAGUGCCAACUAUUGCCACACAUCCCAGGGAGAUCCGAUAGGCUUGAUCCUGCUGGGGGAAGUUGCUCUUGGGAAUAUGUAUGAGCUGAAGCAUGCUUCGCAUAUCAGCAAGUUACCCAAGGGCAAGCACAGUGUCAAAGGUUUGGGCAAAACGACCCCUGACCCUUCAGCAAGUAUUACUCUGGAUGGUGUAGAGGUUCCUCUUGGGAAUGGGAUUUCAUCUGGUGUUAAUGACACCUGUCUACUGUAUAAUGAGUACAUUGUCUACGACAUUGCUCAGGUAAACCUGAAGUAUCUGCUGAAACUGAAAUUCAAUUUCAAGAUGUCCUUGUGGUGAACUCUGAGCUAUGGCGGAGUCCCACUCCAGCAACUCUUGUGUGGCUUCACCUGACGUGCUCGUAUGCUGACGACUCAUCAGAAACUUCCGCUGAAUUGCUGGUGGAUAUUACCUUUACUAACUGUCCCUAGAAAGGAUUUUAUAUGAACAGAUGGUCACAUGUUAAAAGGUUUUUCCAAACUUUUCAAAUCCCUCAUUUUGUGUUCUGUUUGAGGGGAGGAUGGGUUAUUUUGAUUUUUUGCUCUCCUGGGAGGUACAACUGACAAGAGAGGAAAUGUUGGGGAGUUUUUUUGUGUUUCGUUAUAUUUUGGUUUGUUGUAUUUUUUUUUUUUUUUUUUUUUUGCCCAGACCCAUCCUAUGAGAAGAACUAAAAACUACGUUAGAACAUCUGCCUUACUGGUUUCCCCAGGAAGGAAAAAAUUUGCUUCAUGCUUCUACCCUUUCUCUUUUAAGUGUUCAUCUUUUAGUUUUAAUUUUGGAAAAAUGUUAGGCAUUUAUUUUGAGGUAAAAAUAAAAACUAAUUUCAUACUAAUUAGGUUUUCUUUUAUUUUGCACUUAUUGUCCCCUUUUAGCUUUUUCUUUUUUUUUUUUUUUCUUCUUUUGAUGAGGGUGUGGGGAGACGAAAAGGAGGGAACACUUACAAUUUCUCUUACUUAGAAACAAAAAGAGCAUUCCUUUUCUAGAAACACUUGAACACGGAAGCUCUCCAGAUACAUAGUAUAGUAAAUUAAAGGUUGUAUUUGAAAAUCUUGACUCUCCUAUGAGCAAUUUUGUCUUCCAGAUUAAAAUUAUAUUGCUGAUAUACCCAAGGGCUAAUAGUAAUUGUAAUUAAAAUGGAAAUGGCUUCUUUA